Babesia bovis T2Bo is the source of this 1042-nucleotide messenger RNA. Its product is annotated as putative triosephosphate isomerase protein. Gene Ontology annotation, biological process: glyceraldehyde-3-phosphate biosynthetic process; glycolytic process; glycerol catabolic process. The transcript is spliced from 3 exons. Lineage: Eukaryota; Apicomplexa; Aconoidasida; Piroplasmida; Babesiidae. Gene Ontology annotation, cellular component: cytosol. Bases 72 to 833 code for a protein of 253 amino acids. Gene Ontology annotation, molecular function: triose-phosphate isomerase activity. The record is from RefSeq and is a predicted model, not a curated record.
AUAUCACUGAAUCAUUUUUUGAUUAUAAAAGGGUCAUCUGUAUUUUAACAUCCUAAAUUCAAAUAUUUAAAAUGGCUGCUAUUCGUAAGCGCUGGGUCGGUGGAAAUUGGAAGUGCAAUGGGUCGUUUGAGUUGGUGUCUACAUUGGCCAAAGCCUUCGACGCCUUCAAAUUCGAUGGCAAUGCUAUGGAUGUGGUAUUAUUCCCAAGCAAUUUGUACAUCACCAAGGCCCUGGAAUGCUUCGACAAGCAACGCUUCAAAAUUGGUGUACAGAAUUUCUCCCAGGCUAAAUGUGGCGCCUUCACCGGUGAAAUUGCAAUUCCAAUGCUCAAUGAAUUAGGUCUUGAAUGGACUUUGAUUGGCCAUUCUGAGCGCCGCACCCUGUUUGGCGAAACUGAUGCCAUUGUGGCGCAGAAGGUCAAUACCGCACAGCAAGGAAAACUACGCGCCGCUGUAUGCAUCGGUGAGAAUUUAACUGAGCGUGAGUCUGGUCGCGUGGAGGCGGUAUUAACCACUCAAUUGGAUGCGUUCAUGGGAAUGGUCACUGAUUGGGACAUUGUUGUAAUUGCUUACGAGCCCGUAUGGGCUAUUGGAACAGGCAAGGUUGCUACCUGCGAGGAAGUACGCGAGGCUCAUCAGAUGAUCCGUGACUACAUGACCUCAAAGUUAGGCUCUGUAGCGGAGACCAUCCGUAUUGUCUACGGUGGUUCCGUCAACGAACAGAAUUGCCAGGAGUUGCUUCACGUCCCAAAUAUGGACGGAUUCCUCGUGGGAGGUAAAUCCAUAACUCCCGGUUUCGCGGAUAUCAUGGAGGCCGCUUACAACGUAAAGUAAUUCGCUAAGGCCCUUUAUCUACCACUCGCCAAUCUACAGUGAUAUGCAUUACACCUGGUACCGUCGAUACGUAACUAAUUGCAAAAGGUCAAGCCUCGUAGUACCGGUUGAUGCGUUAUCAGUAGCAAAAUUCGUUGAUAACUGUAGACGGUCUUGUUUUUAUUAGCCUUCCUUACACAUGUUAUAUAUGCUAAUUUAUUACGCAUUAU